AUGAGUCAGAAUCAGCAGUCAUACACGGUGGGGCGAAACAAGGGUGGAGGGUCUGUUAAACGUGCCAGAGAGAUGUUGAACGCAGGCGCACGCGCGCAAAACCAGAAUGAUCGAGGAAUGCCGCCACCAUUGCGGCCAAGACCGACGCAUAGUCGUUCCAGCUCACAGGAUGCAGAGAUAGAGAUUGGUUAUGAAUUCGAAGAUGACCCAAGAGGACCGGUCCCUAUUAUGCCUAUUCAAGGGUUGCAGAUCCCUAGGCAUAGUGGUCCCCCGCCUAGUUCAAGAAGGGGUCCGUCAUCAGUAUAUUCGCGGCUGAUUGGUACUGCUGUCUCUCCUAUACCGGAAGAGAGUGUCAGACAAACCCGAAAGAAUACAGAGUCUUUCGCCUCAAGCACAGUCAUUCCAUCCAGUUGGGGAUCUGGGCCACCCACGCCAGAUGUUCUCGGCUCUAAUGGGUCUGAACAAGAAGAGCCCAAACCCGAACCUAAACCUGAACCGAAACGAAAUAAACGUGAUUCAUUGACGAUUUUGCGACAAGCCAGUCUAGGAAAGCGUGGGAAGCCUUCAUUGCUCUCUAUUAGCAAGCCCCAGGAGCAGCCACCAACGAAAAACAACAAAUCUAGCGACAGUAAGGUCAACGGUCUGCAGCCCCGCGCCUCAUUGGAUUCUAUUGCCUCCGACACCGACUCGGUAGACCUAGAAAAAGAGAAAAUAGAGAUCGAGAACGAGAAAAAAGCACAGAGUAUUGGUAUUGGGCUUGGACUCGGCCGGCCUGGCGCUGGAAUGAGUAGCAGAAAGCCUGACUCUCAUCGACCUCCUGAGCUUGAUUUGAAUGCAGUGCGCUCCGCUGAAGCCCACGGAAGUUUGACUAGCUUACCAGAUCUUAUUCGGCGUGCAACACAGGUGGCUUCAAAUUUGGAACACGGAAGGACAGCGAGUCGGCUGGGAAUAUUGGAUAUGUUUGAUUUCGGAAAUGGAGGCAAGCGGUCGAGAGCUUCGCAGAAUCGUUCGUCUACUACCAUGUCGGUUAUUUUGGCUUCGUUUCCGCCGCCUCGUACCGAUACUCCUGAUGACAGCGUUCGAACGUCUUGGCCAUCUGCGCCAACAAAUGGAGUUGAAAAGUCUCGAUUGAGGGAGAUGCAGAGGAAUUCAGUAGACGAAUCUCAAGAUGAAACCAAGCCACGCCGGCGAUGUUGUGGCAUGUCCAUGCGGACAUUUAUUUAUGUUUGCAUCGUAGUGCUGUGCACUAUUGCCGCUGCGGUUGUGAUUCCCAUCAUUCUUGUGGUUCUUCCCCGGAACAACCAGCCUACAGAGUCGGCCGCCGCAGUGAAUACCACAAUGGCGUCAACAUGCGAACAGAAACUUCCGUGUAUGAAUGGUGGCGUGAGCGUUCAAUCUGGUAGCACAUGCUCAUGUGUUUGUGUUAAUGGAUUCUCUGGCACUCAAUGCGCCACUGUCAGCGAUGGCAGCUGUACGACGACCAAGACUUUGCAAAGCGGCAACGCCACUAUUGGAAGUUCACUUCCCAAUUUGUUCACCCAAUCCGAGACCGACUUUAACAUUCCUUUGAAUGAAACGGAGAUUCUCAGCCUGUUCAACGCGAACAAUGUGUCUUGCACGGUACAAAAUGCAUUGGUUGCGUUUGCUGGGCUCUCUCCAUCCAAACUUCGGCGGCGCCAUGGAUCGGUAGAAAUCCAGGAUCUAGAAUCAGAACCAUUGGUACCGACAGUGCCGAUUAUCAAGCGAGCAACAACAACUCAGGCACCAAAUGCCCCAUACGUUCCGCCAAUUCUGAGCGUUCCAACAAGCACCGCCGUGUUAGAAGCUGCGGGAGCGAUGCAAACAGCCGCAACGUCAACUACCAAACCAGCAUCGGUAACAUCCGCAUCUGCUUCAGCUUCAACUUCUGCACCUUCAGUCAACGGGACAGCCGCACGGGUUUAUGAAUUCGCGCGUGUUGCCGUUUUGUUCAUUUUCGAACGGACUCAAGAUCUCAGCGUGACAUCAACGGCACAACGCCAGAUCGAUUUAUACCUUUUGUCCGAAGAUGUCAGCUCGGACCCUAAUAUGAAGAUGAGCAUGACCAAGCCGGUAUCGUUUGUGCUCGAUUUUACCCAUUUUACCAUUACCUUGUCCGACGGGACGGUUGUUGGCGGCAAUGGGACUGCCAUUUGA
This is a messenger RNA of Talaromyces marneffei, 2175 nucleotides long. RefSeq lists its product as uncharacterized. The record is from RefSeq and is a predicted model, not a curated record. Bases 1 to 2175 code for a protein of 724 amino acids. NCBI's taxonomy places the organism in Eukaryota, Fungi, Ascomycota, Eurotiomycetes, Eurotiales, Trichocomaceae. The transcript has a single exon.